AUGGCCGGCGUCUCGACGUCUCGCAUCUACGCUACUAUGCUCAUUCAGGAUGAGGUUACGAUGUUGAUCCCCAAGGACAUCGUCACGCGAAAGCUGCGAUUCGCUCUAAGCUGCUUGCAAACAGAACAAGCAAUGAAGCUCUGUUCAAGAUGCUCGACGAUAAAGGGUUCUGCUACUGCCACGAGAUCGAUCCGGAGUCCAACCGCCUCAUCUAUUUGA
Messenger RNA from Phytophthora nicotianae INRA-310, 219 nucleotides. RefSeq lists its product as hypothetical. The transcript has a single exon. The record is from RefSeq and is a predicted model, not a curated record. Bases 1 to 219 code for a protein of 72 amino acids. Lineage: Eukaryota; Oomycota; Peronosporomycetes; Peronosporales; Peronosporaceae.